AUGGCGUCACGAUCAACGAUGCGACGGCUGGGCGGCCGGGCCACGGCCACCUGCGCCACACAGUGUACCGUCUCCGGUGCAGCCCGACCCAGCAGCCUCCUCUACGCCUCCCCCCUUCCGUCGAUGGCAAGGCGGGACCUGGCGACCGCGACACCGGCACAGACCCCGGUCGAGGGCCUCGAGAAGUUCGUGUCCAAGUACCAACGGCAGACGUUCGAUCUCGACGCGCCCCACCACGACGGAAGCGCUUCAUCGGUGGUCGAGGGCCUCCUGCGUCGCGCGCUGCCCACCGCCCUCGCCGGCGGCGCCGAGGCCCGGGAGGACCCGAUGAAGGUCGCGCUGCGGCUGGUGGAGAAGGAGGUCAAGAGCCUCAACGGCAGCAUCCAGCAGCAGAUCGAGGCCGUCACGGAGCGGCCGCUGCUGGCCAAGGUGGCCAGCUACUUCUUCAAGCUGCAGGGCAAGCGCAUCCGACCCGUGCUCGUGCUCCUCACCGCCAAGGCCAUCGCCGUCCACCUCAACCCGGCCCUCGGCGCGGGCCUCACCCCCGAGAACGCCGACGUGCCCGUGUCUGACCGGCAGUUCAGCUUGGCGGAGAUCAUGGAGAUGAUUCACACGGCGUCGCUGAUGCACGACGACAUCAUCGACCAGGCAGAGACGCGCAGGGGCAUGCCGGCGGCGCACAAGGUGUGGGACAGCAAAAAGGCCGUACUCGCCGGUGAUUUCCUCCUCGCCCGAGCCUCCGUCAAGAUCGCACGCCUCAGGGAACAUGAGGUGACAGAGCUUUUGUCAACCAUGAUCGCUGAUCUGGUGGAGGGCGAGUUCUUCCAGAUGCGCACCAAUGUGGAAAAGGAGGGCAAGGAGAUGACACAGUUCGACUACUACAUGCGGAAAACGUACCUCAAGACCGCCUCGCUGCUCGAAAAGUGCUGCAGCUGCGCCGCCAUAUUGGGCGAGGCCGACAGGGCCACUAUCAACAUCGCCAAGGCCUACGGCGCCCACCUCGGCUACGCCUUCCAGCUGGUGGACGACAUGCUGGACUUCACCGGAACGUCUUCGGAUCUGGGCAAGCCCGCAGCAGUCGAUCUCUCGCUCGGCCUGGCCACCGCUCCUGUGCUGUUCGCCAUGGAGGAGUUCGGCGAGCUGCGCGCGCUGGUGGAGCGUGGGUUCAAGGAGGAGGGCGACGUGGAGAAGGCCUUCUCUCUCGUCCAGCGCUCGCAGGGCAUCGCCCGCACACACGCUCUCGCCCACGCGGGCGUCGACACACAACAACCACAACACAGGGAGCACUGUGCCAAGGCGGUGGAGACGAUCGGCCAGUUGGCGCCCUCGCCAUACCGGGACGCCUUGGCCAGGCUCACGGAAAAGGUCCUGUCUCGCUCCAGCUAA
Acanthamoeba castellanii str. Neff is the source of this 1386-nucleotide messenger RNA. RefSeq names its product polyprenyl synthetase superfamily protein. The transcript has 8 exons. Lineage: Eukaryota; Discosea; Longamoebia; Acanthamoebidae. Gene Ontology annotation, cellular component: transferase complex. Bases 1 to 1386 code for a protein of 461 amino acids. Gene Ontology annotation, molecular function: prenyltransferase activity. The record is from RefSeq and is a predicted model, not a curated record. Gene Ontology annotation, biological process: ubiquinone biosynthetic process; isoprenoid biosynthetic process.